AGGAGACCUCUUCAGGGAAGAGUGGAAAGAAGAGAAGAAAGGAAGGGGUCUGUGAGUGUGUCAAUGGGAUCGACCCCCUGAAUAUGCUUCCAGCCCCAGAGCCUGAGGGGGAAGGAAAGCAGGUCUGCUGGUCCUCGGGGCCUCACAGAGUUCUCCUGUAUUGUAUGAAUGGGUCAGCAAUUCAACUCUUCUCUCCUAAGGUCUGCCACCCUGACUCUUUUCUCCCAUGCCAUGACUAGAGGAACACAGACCUGAGGGGAUUUGAACCAUCUACACCCAAUCCAUGUGGAACCAAUGGAGACAGACCAGCCUAAGACAGUUGAUGAAAACACUAAAAAUGAGCCUCAGGAGAAGGGGCUGAUGGAGAAAAGUGUACCCUCAAAACCAUUGCCGACAUCAAAGAAGGCAGAGGUCACAAAAACCCAAAAUAAGCGUCCUGUCAGUGAUCCAGAAGCAGUAAAGAUUCAGGCCUGGUGGCGGGGCACUCUGGUGCGCAGGACGCUACUGCACGCGGCGCUCAGAGUGUGGAUCAUUCAGAGCUGGUGGAGGGUCAAGCUGAUGCGGCUGCAGGAGAACAGGCGGCGGGCAGCUCUGGAGAACUUUACACGGAAGGAGUGGGCAGCAGUCAGGCUGCAGUCCUGGGUCCGCAUGUGGCGCAUCCGUUGGCGGUACUGCCGUCUGCUCAGUGCCGCCCGCAUCAUCCAGGCCUACUGGAGGUGCCACUCCUGCACUUCCCGGGGUUUCAUCAAGGGCUACUACAGAGUCACGGCCAACCAGCUACAUCUCGAACUCGAGAUCUUGCUGGGCUCAGGGCCUUGCAUUGUGACGGAGUGUAUUCCCCUUCCAAUAAAGCAGUGAAGUGGUCUUUA
Molecule: messenger RNA, 869 nt
Organism: Odocoileus virginianus texanus
Lineage: Eukaryota; Metazoa; Chordata; Mammalia; Artiodactyla; Cervidae
Gene: IQCF1
Product: IQ motif containing F1
Molecular function (GO): calmodulin binding
Source: RefSeq, a predicted model, not a curated record